Stylonychia lemnae is the source of this 921-nucleotide messenger RNA. The record is from the annotation of a GenBank genome assembly. NCBI's taxonomy places the organism in Eukaryota, Ciliophora, Spirotrichea, Sporadotrichida, Oxytrichidae.
AUGGAAUUUGUCUAAAUAUGGAAUUACGUAGAUUUGAUUGCUCCACUAGGUGUUAUUAUGAUCCAUAUUAUUUAAUUCCUUGAGUUGAAUGGUUAUUAAACCAAUGAAGAUUUUAACAGAUCCAUUAUAUCUAUUUCUACUUUAUUUUUGUGGAUAAAAUUCUUUUAUGGAAUGAGAAUAUUUAAACAUACUGGUUAUCUUAUCAGAAUGCUAAUAGAAGUAGCUUGGAAUAUGGGGAUUUUCUUGCUUUUGCUGCUUAUAACAAUACUCGCUUUUAGAGAUUCAUUCCUUCAAUUAUCUAACGAAAAAAAUGAGUAUUCUUAAUUCAUAGAGCAUUUCUUAUAUCCAGGCUUCUAUGUCUACAGAAUGAUCUUGGGAGAUGGGAACACUAAUCCAUUUGGUGAAAUAUAGAUACCUUUGGUCUGGAUUUUAUUUGUUUUGUGUUUAAUUUUCGAUAUGAUUGUCAUGAUCAACUUGCUUAUCGCUAUUAUCUCAGAUAUCUAUGCUUUUGUAGCUUAAAAUUCAGAAUAAAGGAGAUUCCAACAAAUGGCAAAGCUGAUUUAAGAAAAUGAAUAUCUUGUUCCAUAUGACAUAAAAAAGCAACAUUCUAAUUAGAUGGAACACCUGUUAUUAAUUGAUCCUGUGUAAAAUAGAGUAAAAAAAGAAGACUCUGAAGUUAUUUUAUAGGUCAAAUCUGUUUUAAAACAAAUAGAAAACAAUAAAAACGUUUUGGAUACUAAAAUUAAUUAGAUGAAUAAUAAGAUUGACAUGAUGUUGACUUAAAUUUUAAAGAUCCAAGAAGAUCAUUAAAAAGCACUUUCUAAUGAAAUUCAGCAGCUUAAAACUGAAAUUUAGUUGAAUAAAGAAAAUGUUCAACCUUCUUAAGCAGAAUUAAUAGAUGCUUAAGAUUCUCAUUAAUGA